AAAACGCCAAGAAAACGCAAUUACAACGAGAAUCAUUUAAUUUUCUGGCGUCGUUUUUGACAUCGGAUCGACACGAUGAAACUAAACACAACACCAGCAUUUGCGUCCGAUAUUCAGUUUACCGAAUUAAAUCUAAUAGUUUAGGCGUGACUGUAGACAUCACCGAGGUCCUUCAACAAAUCAAAAUUAUCCUGACGCGACCACUUUUCCUCGAUAAUCACAGGUUUUAUUUUCUCAAUGAAGGCACCAACCUGACAGUAGCCUGUAUUACCAGAUGCUGCUGAUUUUACAGCUGUCCUGACGAAGACAUUUAGACUGUCGGGAGGCAGGGAAUACACCCAGAAUGAGUCAAAAUAAACAAAUUACAUGAUAUAGUGCAGCUCCAGACCAGUCAAGAAACCAGAGCUAACGGAAAAACCACGGGCAUCAUUUCCGGGUUCGUGACAUCGGGAUACUGGAGCGGGACGUCGGUGUGAGGGGAGCGGGGAGCGGAGCGGUGUCUCUUACCAUACCGGGGCUGGUGGACGACAGCAUGGCUGCGGGAAAGGGAGCAGGGAAGUCCGCCUCUCUGUGGGACAAUAUGCGGAUACGGUUCAUGGUUUGCUUCCUCGGAGUCUUCGUCUGUUACUUUUACUACGGAAUACUACAAGAGACAAUCACUCGAGGUGACUAUGGUCAGGGAGACAAAAAGGAGAAGUUCAGAUUCGCCCGGACGUUGGUCUGCAUCCAGUGCAUCAUCAGUGCUUUGUUUGCUAAGAUCUUGAUUCAGUUUUUCGAGGGCUCCAAGCCGGAUCACACCAAGAACUGGCUCUAUGGCUUGUGCUCUCUUUCUUAUCUUGGGGCCAUGGUGUCCAGUAACUCUGCCCUUCAAUAUGUCAACUACCCCACACAGGUGUUGGGGAAAUCCUGCAAGCCCAUACCAGUGAUGAUCCUCGGUGUGACAAUACUGAGGAAGAGGUACCCACUGGCUAAGUACCUGUGUGUGCUGCUUAUUGUGGGUGGUGUGGCUUUGUUCCUCUACAAACCCAACAAGAGCUCAGCUGUUGCAGAUGACCAUAUUUUUGGCUUUGGAGAGAUCCUCUUGCUGGUCUCUUUGACAUUGGACGGCUUGACUGGGGUGGCCCAGGAUCACAUGAGGGCCCGCUUCCAGACGACUGCCAACCACAUGAUGCUAAACAUCAACUUGUGGUCCAUGCUGGUGCUUGGACUAACUGUUUUGAUGACAGGGGAGAUGUGGGACUUCCUUAGUUUUACUGAACGCUACCCGAGCAUCAUCUACAAUAUUCUUCUGUUUGGAGUGACCAGUGCUUUAGGCCAGACCUUCAUCUUUAUGACGGUGGUGAACUUUGGGCCUCUGACCUGCUCCAUCGUCACCACCACAAGGAAGUUCUUUACCAUCCUCGGCUCUGUACUUCUUUUUGGCAACGUCAUGAGUUCGAUGCAGUGGGUUGGCACCGUCCUGGUCUUCCUUGGUCUCGGACUGGAUGCUAAAUUUGGCAAGACCCCCAAGAAGACAACACAUUAAAAUAUCUGGAGCACAUGAGGCAAAGACAGAAACAUUGCACAUCAAAUGGAGACACUAUAUAGCCAGUACUUUAUUUUCGUAAGACAUCCUAUGCGGGCCUACUGUAGGUGCCUAUGAUUUAUUUAAGUACAAUUCAGAUCUUCUGUGUCUAAAAGAGAGUUCCUGUAGUUUUUAUCUCCAGUUUCUGCGUGCUCUCGAUAUAUUUAAAAAGACAUGUUUAUUUGGGAUCAAGAGCAAGGUCUGAAAGGACUAUGAUGAGCCAAUAGCAUCUUCUUUUUAUUUUCGACUGUAAGAAAUUACCCUCUUGUAGAGGAGUUUGGAUCGACUGAAAGACACAAGUGGAAAAUACUGUAUUUAGACAAAUUAUAAUUUUUCUGAAACCAGCUCCACCUCCCUUGGAUGGACAUUGAACCAACCAAGGCUGAAGACACACAUUUCCAGCUCUCUACUCAUGAACUUACCAUCCACUAAGUCUUGGUUUACAAGUUGUUGCUUGAAUAUCUGUAACUAUCACACAUGUAGAUUAUUUUCUUGGCAAACAAUUAGCUAAGUAUCGUGUCAUUUAUGAAAAUACAAACAGUUGUCUGUGAUGUCCAAUCUUACUGUUGAACUGUUUUUAUUUUUAUUUUCUACAAGUUGAAAAUAACUUGCCAUAAAAGGGAAAUUGUGAUAUG
Messenger RNA from Acanthopagrus latus (yellowfin seabream), 2199 nucleotides. It is a transcript of the gene slc35b1, whose product is annotated as solute carrier family 35 member B1. The record is from RefSeq and is a predicted model, not a curated record. Gene Ontology annotation, cellular component: Golgi membrane; endoplasmic reticulum membrane. The coding region runs from base 533 to 1525 and encodes 330 amino acids. Lineage: Eukaryota; Metazoa; Chordata; Actinopteri; Spariformes; Sparidae. Gene Ontology annotation, biological process: UDP-galactose transmembrane transport. The transcript is spliced from 10 exons. Gene Ontology annotation, molecular function: UDP-glucose transmembrane transporter activity; UDP-galactose transmembrane transporter activity.